Molecule: messenger RNA, 858 nt
Organism: Exophiala spinifera
Lineage: Eukaryota; Fungi; Ascomycota; Eurotiomycetes; Chaetothyriales; Herpotrichiellaceae
Exons: 3
Coding region: 1-858 (285 amino acids)
Source: RefSeq, a predicted model, not a curated record
AUGCCGCCUUCGACGGAAAUCAAGCGCUUCUACCUUCGAGCACCUGACCUUGAGUACAGCGUCGAUGGACCAAUCAAGAUCGGCAACGUUCUUUCGGACAUAACUCUACCACAAGAUCCCAUCACAUUCUUCGCCCCCUUGUCGAACGUUGUCUCGGGGGUCGGCUACGGCAAAGGCGAGAUAUCCAAGGACCACCAUGCGUCGCUCAAUGUGGGUCUCUCUGCGAAGAUAUACGACGUGUUUGGCGCCCAGGCAGACGCUGAGACAAGUGGUCUGGUCAAGACGACUUAUGCCUUUGACGAGAUUGUCGCGUUGCAUUUGCAGACGAAUCCAACUGCCGCGGACGUAAAGCAGUUUCGGGAGAAUGAUGUCGAGUUCAAGAACGCUUUGCAAAAAGGUCCAGUAUUCGUGGUGACGGGGUUGAAGAUUGUCAAAGGUCUUCGAUAUCUGAAUGAACGAAGCAAUCAACAUGGCGCACAGCUAAGCGGACAAGCUCAUGUCACGGACGAAAUUAGUCUUGGUGGGAACCUGGGCGGAGACAGAGGCAGAAGAAAUAAAGAGACCUGGACCGCUUUGGGAGAGCCUAUCCUUGCCUACCGGUUGCACGUAAUCGCGAAAAGGGGCCGGUUGUGGCCGUGGAGAGGCCAAAACGACGAUGCCACGAUUCAAACGUUCAGUCCCGGCGAUGUCGGGUUCAUGGGCCUUGAGGAUGAGCUUGAUGAAUUUGAGGCAGAGAUUGACGAGGUGGGAGUGAUGGAUAUUGAAUCCUUUGCACAAGAGCAGGAAUACAAAGGGGUUCGAUAUGUCGAUUCCGGGAGUGAGGAAGAUGCUUGGUCGUUUGCUCUUUUGGAAGAGUAA